Paramecium sonneborni is the source of this 295-nucleotide messenger RNA. The record is from the annotation of a GenBank genome assembly. NCBI's taxonomy places the organism in Eukaryota, Ciliophora, Oligohymenophorea, Peniculida, Parameciidae.
UAUGCCAGAUUACGAGUAUAUUAAAAAUCUAUUUAAAUUGAUGCUUUCUAUUUAAGAUCAAUCUUAAUUUAAUAAAUUGACAGGCUCAAUCACAUUAAGCUAAUCUAUUAGAAAAACAAAAUUAAAUUAAAUUAAUGAACCUAUAUUGAUGCUAUUAGAAAAUUUGCCUAAUAAUAGUUCAAUCGAUAUAUCAGAAGAUGAAAUAGACACUGAAACUUCUUUUGUUUUCAUUUCAGACUUAAUCAAUUCAUAUACUACUAACUCUAUCAAAUCAAUAACUGAUAUAAAAUUUUGA